Aspergillus niger is the source of this 945-nucleotide messenger RNA. RefSeq lists its product as hypothetical. The transcript has 9 exons. The record is from RefSeq and is a predicted model, not a curated record. The coding region runs from base 1 to 945 and encodes 314 amino acids. Lineage: Eukaryota; Fungi; Ascomycota; Eurotiomycetes; Eurotiales; Aspergillaceae.
AUGGCGCAUCUAGGGGGCGAUUGUAAAGAGUUGAAUUCAGCAGAGCAGCUCAAUUGGGUUGCAUUGCAACACAUGCAGCGAAUCGUGAUUAGUAUCCUUCAGUUUCCGCUUCUGGGGAUCCUUCGCAUACUGACAGGGACUGGCUGUGAAUGGACACAACCAUGGCGGUGGAUCAGGAGCACACCAUCUGGGCACUCUGUGGAGUUACCCUGCCGACAUCCUGUGGGGCUACCUCAACCGUCAGGCCACAACGUUUAUCAAGGGGAUAUCGGUGUCUCAACCCCUGCUUCUGGUGGUAAUCGAACAACUAGGCAGCCGUGUUCUGGAGAUGCAUCAAGGGACGGCGUUGCGAUGGCGAGCAGCGUCCGUUUGGCUAGGGGGGAAGGAGUCCUACAGAGGAAAGUCGUCGCCGCCCCAUUUGGCGACGAUCAGCAGGUUGCAGCGAGCACGAUUUCUCGCUUCGCCGAUGAUAUCGGUGGGAAAGACGCAGAAAGACGCAUGCCGAAAGACCAGGCAGUCAAGAUCCGUGCCCUGCUGCCCUGCAUUCGGUGGAGUAGUAGUGGUGACAUGACAUGCUCGAAGCAGCCUGACCGACGGAUCAUUCUUCCUGCCAUAUCUACCCGGUUCGACUCGACUCUGCACUCCUUCCCCUGGUUUGAAACCCUGCAUGAUGCUCGAAUAUAUAACCAACAUGCUGAGUACCAUUUGGCUAGUACUGAGAUCGUCUCAAAUUUGCUUCAGCCACCGAACCUUCCAUUCGAGUGGCGGGUCAUGCUUGACAUGUAUUUGAGGCCCCUCUCGAGGCGUCGCAUUGAUAAGGUUAGUCAAUCUUACACACCAUCAGCAACUUUCAAGCCUAUUGUUAUCCCUCAUUACGGUCAGCAUGGUCAGGCUAGACAGCUGAAAAUGGGCUGUUUGCAGAAGAAGCCAAUGCAGGAAGUAUGA